Penaeus monodon (black tiger shrimp) is the source of this 1630-nucleotide messenger RNA. RefSeq names its product 5-formyltetrahydrofolate cyclo-ligase-like (gene Mthfs). The coding region runs from base 135 to 728 and encodes 197 amino acids. The record is from RefSeq and is a predicted model, not a curated record. The transcript is spliced from 3 exons. Gene Ontology annotation, biological process: folic acid-containing compound biosynthetic process; tetrahydrofolate interconversion. Lineage: Eukaryota; Metazoa; Arthropoda; Malacostraca; Decapoda; Penaeidae. Gene Ontology annotation, cellular component: mitochondrion. Gene Ontology annotation, molecular function: 5-formyltetrahydrofolate cyclo-ligase activity.
GAACGCGGCCCCAAUCAGCUGUUCCCAAGCGACGCGACGGAGGCUGAAGGCUACUUGCGGACGGCUAUUUUCAAUGCCACGCCGCGCUCCUCCUCCUCACUGACAGGUGAUUUCUCCGACGCCACGCGGGUGCCAUGAAUGCCAUUAAAACAGCCAAGGGCCUGUUACGCCAGGAACUGAAGGCGAAGCUGAACGGCCUGAGUAACGAGGAGAAGGCACGGCAGUCGCAGGUCGUGCAGAAGAAGGUCCUGCACCAUGACCUGUACAGGAAGAGCCAGAGGCUGUCCAUUUUCUUGAGCAUGCACGACGAAAUUAACACGGAUUUAAUCCUGCGGGAUGCUUUGGAUGCUGGCAAGGCUGUUUAUAUCCCCAGAUAUGAUAGCAAGUCGACCUACAUGGAUAUGGUUCGACUCAAAUCGUGGGAGGAAUACGAUGCUUUGCCGAUGACCAAGUGGAACAUCAAGCAGCCUCCUUUGGACCAAGAUCGGGAACAGGCCCUGGCUUCAGGGGGCCUUGAUCUGAUCCUUGUACCUGGCCUGGCAUUCACCAAAGCAGGACAUAGGAUGGGUCGUGGACGAGGAUAUUAUGACACAUAUCUUGCAAAAUGUCGAGAUGUGCAAGAGCAUCCUCCAAGUACGAUUGCAUUGGCUUUUAUUGAGCAAGUGCUUCCUGAAAUACCCAUUGAAGAGACAGAUGUUCCAAUUGAUAUCAUUCUUAGUGCUGAAUAAUGUUGACAUGCUUGCAUAUUCAUAUGUGAAUAUACAUAGGCAUGUGUGUAUGCACAUAUUAAUUAUGUUUGUAUAUACUUUUGUAAGGAAUUUUUUCUAUGCUGCAUCUUGCAAAUGUAUAACUUUUGAUAUUACACUUAACUUGAUCACAAGUAAACCAGGAUUUGUAUUAGGAUAUGCUAGCCAGGGUUAUAUGGUUGUAUGUAUAAAUGGUUAUAUAGGUGUAUGGGAGGGUGAAUAUGCCCAAAUGAAUACAUACAGUACAAUAUAUGUAUGCCUUUACAAGGUACUAAUGAUCUGGUAUGAAAAGAUAUUUUGCAAGAUAUUUACUUGUAUCAUUUUUUAUGUAAUGAGGGACACAAUUUCUACAUUUAUAUUGAGAAUUUUCUGCAUAAACAGGAAGUCAGUAGUUCAAAAGAAGAAGUGAAAUUUGUCGAGGAAAAAGCUUUUCCAAAACAUGUUAGGUUUAUUUUUUGUUCUAAAUGGUUCUGUUCUUUUUUGAAAAUAUUUACUGCAAAUAUUACACAUUUCAGAAUCUAUAUCUUCAAAAUUAGCUCUAGACAUCUGAUCAAGUCACACAUUUCCUCAAAAGGUUUAUCAUGAAUACAUUCUUCAUUUCAUAUCAAUUUUUUUCUGUUAAUAUAAUCUUUGUAAAGACUACAAAUUGCCCGUAUCAUCCUAUGGUACAUAGAUGUUGGCAUAUGCAUACAAGUGUAAGAUGAGUGUUUAUUUUUUUCUUUAUUAAAAAAAAUCAAGAGAGGAAGAGUGAUCAACCCCCUAAUGAAGGUUGAAAUAAAAUGUUUCAUGAAGGAAGUAAAACAAACAUGGAUUUUUGGAUAUGCAAAUUGUUAAAAGUGUGCAAUAUGUAUGGGUGCUUCAUAAACUCCUUUGUUUGUUAAGUC